Wasmannia auropunctata (little fire ant) is the source of this 1509-nucleotide messenger RNA. RefSeq names its product 2-acylglycerol O-acyltransferase 2-A-like. The coding region runs from base 204 to 1247 and encodes 347 amino acids. The record is from RefSeq and is a predicted model, not a curated record. Lineage: Eukaryota; Metazoa; Arthropoda; Insecta; Hymenoptera; Formicidae. Gene Ontology annotation, molecular function: diacylglycerol O-acyltransferase activity. The transcript is spliced from 6 exons. Gene Ontology annotation, biological process: triglyceride biosynthetic process. Gene Ontology annotation, cellular component: endoplasmic reticulum membrane.
ACCAAUAAGACAUAUAUAAUGACGAACGCUCCGAGGAGGUGCAAAGUACGUCUGAGUAUUGCGAUCAACGUAUUGAAAAGCUCGUGGAUAACACAUUAUCUUUUCUGUAGAAAAAAUAGUUAGUCUCAUCGUACCGAAGAAAAUAGUUCAAUCUGAAAUUUUAUAAUUGCUGCUUCAUCUGACAGGAAGAUUUGGCGAGAAAUAUGAAAAUUUUGGGCGUGAAAUUUGUACCGUUAAAUGAAACUUUGGAAGAAAGACUACAAACGUUGGCUGCCGCAUUCUGGACAUUUACUUUCGCUUUCGGUGAUUUUUGUGGACUCUUACUCACGGCGUAUCUUCUACUUUACACAAAAACAAUACGUUAUUUGUUGCUACUGUAUUUUCUCUGGAUGUAUUAUGAUUGGGACACUUGCAAUCGUGGCGGUAGAAGUGAAUUGUGGACAAGAUUAACAAAAAACAACAUAUCAUUGCGCCUUUUUUGCAAUUAUUUUCCAAUCAAAUUAGUGAAAACGGUUGAUCUAGAUCCCAAAAAGUCUUACCUCUUCAUUUGUGUGCCUCAUGGAAUUUUACCAAUGGGAGCAAUGGGAUUGAUAUCAGAUGUAUUGGAUUGUAAGAAGCUAUUUCCUGGUCUAGACAUGCGUGGAAUCACUAUGGAUCAACACUUUAAAAUACCAAUAUUCAGAGAAUAUUUUUAUUCAUUGGGUUUAUGUGCUUCUAAUGUGGAAAGUCUCAGGUAUUUACUAUCAACAUCACCGAAAAGUCCAUAUACCGGAAGAGCUACGAUUCUCGCUGUCGGUGGUGCUGCCGAAGCGUUGGAAUCUAUACCGGGCACUUAUCGUGUACUUGUGAAAAAAAGAAAAGGUUUCGUAAAAUUAGCAUUACAGCAUGGCACAUCAUUGGUUCCUGUUGUCGCGUUUGGUCAAACGGAUUUGUACGAUCAAAUAUAUGGUCCAGAAGGAUCGACUUUUCGACGCAUACAGAACUAUAUUCGAAGGUUUAUUGGAUUGGCACCCGUCAUUUUUAAUGGCAGAGGAUUAUUUCAGUAUUCAUUCGGCAUUAUUCCGAAGCGAAAACCUAUUACCACAGUUGUUGGCAGUCCUAUCGAACUACCAAAAAUAGAGAAACCCACGUCCGAGGAAAUUAACAAAUAUCUUGAAAAAUUCAUAAAACAUUUGAUUGAACUUUUUGAAACGCAAAAGUACAAUUAUAUUAAAAAUGCAGAGAAAGUUACUCUCGAUCUCUUAUAAAAUGUAUAUUCGAUAUGUAUGGUAUAUUCUAUAAGGAACAUUUAUUUCUAUUUUAAAAUUCUUGUUCUAAAGAUUGCUGUUUAGAAAUAUAGAGAUAGCUUAAAAAGAUAGCUUUAAAAGAUCUUGAAAAAAAUAUAAUUAUAUAUUUUAAUUACGUAUAUUAUUAUGCAAUCCAUUUAAUCUCUUUUACUUAUAAAGCCUAAAUAUGCAAAUGAGAAACACAAAGUCAAAAUUUAUAAGCAAGUACGCAUAAGAGAAUAUA